Messenger RNA from Lachancea sp. 'fantastica', 4479 nucleotides. The record is from the annotation of a GenBank genome assembly. NCBI's taxonomy places the organism in Eukaryota, Fungi, Ascomycota, Saccharomycetes, Saccharomycetales, Saccharomycetaceae.
AUGUUUGAACUUGAAGGACAUGAAAGACAUGAAGAGCAAGUUGCAGAGCUUAAGUUCAACUAUGACUUGCUGAUCAACGAGCUUUAUCAUCUGAAGGAAUACACUUCGCUGGUCGAAUUUGAUCCAUGCUUCAGAAACUCGUCAGACAGCUUUGAGCAUUUUGUGAAAUCCAGCGGCUUGGGACUUCCAAGUGCAGACAGCAGAGAAAUAGAAGACGUCAAGGACUCACGAAGGAUACGAAGAAGACAGACCAGGAGUGAGCCACUGGUGGCCACCGAAAACGGCUGGGGCCCGAAUGUGGAGGGUUUGGUCGAUGAAAGAUACAAAGAACUGGAAUGUAAACUGGAAAACAAACCAUAUAAACGUAAAAAGACGGCCAAGAAGGAAGCAGUUCCUGCUGCGAAAAAGCCAAAACUGGAACCCAAGGUGGAACAACGACUUGAACCGCCAACCACAAUGCCCAUCAAGCAGGAGGAUAAAACCGUGGCUCUAACUUCCGUACCUAAAUUGUGGCCAAAUGACGGACCAUCGACGACAAUUGCGGACGACCCUGCUUGCAAUAGCUCGUACUACACAUCCUCGUCCUCCGAAGACGAGCGAGAAGCUAGAAAAAGGCAGAAAAAACGCCCUCGCGUUCGAAUUGACGUCCAUCCGCCCAAACAGACGGUCACCAAUCCAUUGCAUGUUUUGAAACCCGAAUACAAAAGCUUACGGGAAUUUUUAAACUCCUAUCGAUCUCUCGACGAGGAUAUGUCGGUAGAAGACUACAACAAAUACAUUGAUGAUCAGAAAAAUCUGUUCUCUAAAAUCCGCAAAGGUUUGGAGAGUGGAGUUCUCCAGUAUGAUUACGAAACGGACUCACUACAAGCCAUAACUCUAAAGGAUGCGUCUGGCGUACAAGCUCAUAGGCCAGAGGCCAUAACUUAUCUCUACAAAGAACAACAGCAGUAUACGUUUUCAGAUCAUUUGAUUAACCAUGGUAUCUUCUUGACCAGGCGUUUUCAAGAAAUUAAGAAAGCUCGCGCUGCAAACAUCAGAAAAAUUACGCUAAUGGUCGAACAGCAUUUCAGGCAUGUUGCUGGUGCCGAAGAACGUCAGCAAAGAGAGGAGGAAAAGCGGUUGAAGACACUUGCGCGGACGGCAGUGCAGGCGGUGAAGAAAAGAUGGCUGGUCGCUGAAAAGGCCUACCGAGUUCUGAAGAAAGACGAAGAAGAUCAGCUUCGAAAAAUUCAGGGUAAAGAGCAUCUCAGUAAAAUGCUUGAGCAAAGUACACAGCUAUUAGGAGCACAAUUCAAACAUUCAAGUCAUGGCGAAAGUGAUAAGGAACUCAACACCUCAGCAAGUCAUAGCGACGUGGAACACAGUGAUAGUGACAAUGAUAGUGACUCGUUCAGUUCGUCUUCUGAAGAAGAUUCUUCCGUUGAUGGUGAAGAUGACGCAGGGCUCUCUGUUGAACAGCUCCAAAGCAAAUACGCUGGUUUAAACGGUCUGCGAGAUAACUCAGGCGCAGAAACGGGAUCACAGACCGAGCUUUCGACGGUUGAGACUUCUCCAGAUUUGGAAGCGGCACCACAGCUAACCGAGGUGGAAAAGCUCAAAUUGAAAGAAGACGAAGAAAAUCAAAGUAACAAAUUGCUUGACGAAAGCACAAGCGACGAUUCGGAUUCAGACUCUGAUUCGGCUUCGUCGGUUGAGAAUAAUGAGCAUAUUAAGGAGAAUGACGAAGAAAUGAAAGAUAAUGAACAGAAGACUGGCGGUCUAUCUUCUCUAUUUGAAAACAUUGAAGAAGGCGAGUCUGAAGGUGAGUCUGAUUAUGACUCUCCUGUUACUAGCGAGAGCGGGUCUAGCGAAGAUGAGGGGGUCGAUGAAGCAUCUCGUGAACAGCCGGACGUUGCGUCCGAGCUGGAAGACGGUGCCGGCAACGAUGUCAAGGAAGGAUUGGUGAAGGACGUUCUGGAAGACCAGGACGAGUCGGCAAAGGAGAUUCAGGAAGACCCAUUAACAGUGGUAGAUGUUCCACUCCCAUCUCUGCUUCGGGGAGAAUUGCGAGUAUAUCAAAAGCAAGGACUCAAUUGGCUGGCUUCUCUGUAUAAUAACAACACAAACGGGAUUCUUGCAGAUGAAAUGGGUUUGGGGAAGACCAUUCAAACCAUUUCGCUGUUGGCAUAUUUGGCGUGUGAGAAGCAAAAUUGGGGACCUCAUUUGAUUGUUGUACCAACAUCUGUAUUGUUGAACUGGGAGAUGGAGCUGAAGAGAUUUGCUCCGGGUUUCAAGGUUCUAACAUAUUAUGGCUCUCCUCAACAGCGUAAGGAAAAGAGAAAAGGAUGGAAUAGACCGGAUGCCUUCCAUAUCUGUAUUACCUCAUAUCAACUGGUGGUUCACGAUCAGCAUUCUUUCAAAAGAAAGAAAUGGCAGUAUAUGAUAUUGGAUGAGGCCCAUAACAUCAAGAAUUUCAGAUCAACACGUUGGCAGGCGCUGCUUAACUUCAACACCGAAAGAAGGCUGCUACUAACUGGUACCCCUCUUCAAAAUAACCUGGCCGAGCUAUGGUCUUUGCUUUACUUCUUGAUGCCGCAAACAGCGGUUGGGAAAAAUGGGGGCAUACAAGGUUUUGCUGACCUGGAGGCAUUCCAGCAAUGGUUUGGACGCCCUGUUGAUAAAAUAAUUCAGACAGGUGACGGCUACCAACAGGAUACCGAAACGAAAAAGACCGUGGACAAGCUGCACCAAGUUUUGCGUCCUUAUCUCUUACGGAGAUUGAAGGCUGAUGUUGAAAAGCAGAUGCCCGCGAAACACGAGCAUGUCGUAUACUGUCGUCUGUCUAAGAGGCAAAGAUACCUGUACGAUGACUUUAUGUCUAGAGCUCAGACAAAGGAGACCCUUGCAAGCGGAAACUUUAUGUCAAUUAUCAAUUGCUUGAUGCAAUUGAGAAAAGUUUGCAAUCAUCCAGACCUUUUCGAAGUGAGACCCAUUUUAACUUCACUUUGUAUUGACAAAAGCAUUACCAAUGAUUAUACCGGUGUUAAUGAAUUUAUGAUAAAAAAGCUACAGGCAAACCACUCUGAAAGAAUAGAUUUUAACACACUGAACUUGAAUUUCUCUUCAAACGAAUUUUUAUCGUCUCACCAUGCCGAUAAGAUCAAUAAAAGUCAGUGCAUUACUCAAUUCACAGAAGAAGUGACUAAACUAAGAAAAAAAUGGGAGGAGCACUCCAAAAUCGAUGCCGAAGAAUCAGCAUUCAACUUUCAAGAUAUCAAUCAGUUUUACCAAAGUUUUGCUGCAAAGAAAAAUGGUGACAUGACCAGCAGAUUACACCACUUACAAUACAUUAAUGAGCUCAGGUGUGCACGGAUACCUGUUUACGGUAGCAAUUUGAUAAAAUUGCUGAGCAUUUCCAAGACAGAUGAUGAAGACACGACUGCAGAAAUAUUUAUGCCUUUGCAGACGAGAAUCACCACGAACAAAACUAUUAUCGACAAAUUUGCUGUAAUAACCCCCAACGCGGUGACGCUCGACACCAGAAACUUAACCUUGGGUCUGAAUGAGGAAAGUCUAAUUCCAUCAAGUGAUAAGCAGUCCUUGAGGUACAACCUAAGACAUACUAGUAACCCGCUACAUCAUUUGCAAACCAAGCUUGCAAUUGCAUUUCCCGACAAAUCCUUACUUCAAUAUGACUGUGGUAAACUUCAGAAAUUAGCAACCCUACUACGUGACUUGAAAGAUCGGGGUCAUCGGGCACUCAUCUUCACACAGAUGACAAAAGUUUUAGAUAUCCUUGAACAAUUUCUAAACUACCAUGGCUAUCUUUACAUGCGGCUGGAUGGUGCCACCAAAAUUGAAGAUCGACAGCUCUUGACCGAGCGAUUCAACAAUGAUAACAGGGUCACCGCGUUUAUUUUAUCGAGUAGGUCCGGUGGUCUUGGUAUCAAUCUUACCGGAGCAGACACUGUUAUCUUUUACGAUUCCGACUGGAAUCCCGCGAUGGACAAGCAAUGUCAGGAUAGAUGCCAUCGGAUAGGGCAAACGCGAGAUGUUCACAUUUACAGGUUUGUGAGUGAACACACUAUUGAAAGUAACAUUUUGAAAAAGGCCAACCAAAAAAGACAUUUGGACAACGUUGUGAUCCAGCGUGGUGACUUUACAACAGACUAUUUCACAAAACUAUCAGUGAAGGAUCUAGUCGGUGCAGAGGCGAAUGAAACUCCUGUCAGCGACAAACCAUUGUUGAUAGAUGACGACGCUGCAUCAAAGGAUCCACGAAAGCUGGAAAAGCUUUUGGCGCAAGCGGAAGAUGCAGAUGAUGUGAAGGCAGCGAAUUCUGCGUUAAAGGAAGUUGAAAUGGACAACGAAGACUUUCAAGAAAAAAAUCCGGGCGUGGAAGAGAAUAGCAAUGGUCCAUUAGAGGAUGAAUUUGAAGGGACAAGUCAUGUGGAAGAAUACAUGAUUAGAUUCAUUGCGAACGGUUGUUAUUACGAUUGA